Messenger RNA from Aspergillus piperis CBS 112811, 789 nucleotides. RefSeq names its product SDR family NAD(P)-dependent oxidoreductase. Lineage: Eukaryota; Fungi; Ascomycota; Eurotiomycetes; Eurotiales; Aspergillaceae. The transcript has 6 exons. The record is from RefSeq and is a predicted model, not a curated record. The coding region runs from base 1 to 789 and encodes 262 amino acids.
AUGGCUCAUCUUCUACGCGGAACAGCCUUCAUCACUGGAGCAGGCUCUGGUAUCGGAGCCGGCGUGGCUCAUAAAUUCAUUCAAAACGGAAUAUCGAAGCUAGCGUUAGUCGACAUCAAUUCUUCCAAUCUUCAAAAAGUCUCCGAGUCGCUGAAACAAACAUCUCCUUAUGUGGAGCUGCUAACCGCAUCUCUUAACGUGACGAACGAAGCACAAGUCAACAAUGCGGUCCAGAAGGUCGCCACCAAUUUCGGUCGCGUGGAUAUUGGAGUUAACUGCGCUGGAGUUGGUGAUUCAGGAAAGCCCACACAUCAAUCAUCCCUAACGGACUGGCAGCGGGCAGUUGAUAUUAACCAGACGGGUGUGUGGCUGUCGCAGAGGGCACUUCUUCAGCAGAUGCUUACUCAGACAUCGUGUGGUACUCGACGUGGUCGUGGGGUUAUUGUUAACGUUUGCUCCUCUCUAGGCAUUUCUGCCUCGGCUACGGGUAUGCCUUUUCCCGCAUAUGUAUCCUCGAAACACGGCGUUAUGGGACUUACGAAAAUGGAUGCUAAGUACUACGCUUCGAGUGGAAUCCGCAUAAAUGCCGUUUGUCCAGGAUUUGUGUAUACGCCAAUGAUAUCGGAUGCAGUAGACUCGGGGGUCUUUAAGGAAGAAGUCGAGAGUUCACCAAUAGGGAGAGUAGCCGAUAUGGAGGAGAUCACAGACUCGAUUUUAUUCUUGGCAUCACCUAUGAGCAGCUACGUCUAUGGAGCAGGUUUAGUUGUUGACGGGGGAUAUGGACUUUAG